AGCGGUGCGGCUGCGCGGCCGCAGUGGUAGCGGAUCCCGCGGGGAGCUGAGCCGGGCUGUGCCGGGGGUGGGGCGGGUUGUACCGGGCGGACGGAGGAUCGCAGGAUGUCGGCCACGCUCUACGUGCUGUCCACGCUGGGAGGAUACGUCCUCACCUCGGCUCUGCUCCUCAAGUGCCCGGGGCUGCUCCACCGGCCCAAGCGGCAGCGGUUCCGCUGCCGGCACAUCUCGCACCGCGGCGGUGCUGGGGAGAACCUGGAGAACACGAUGGCAGCCUUUCACCAUGCUGUUAACAUAGGGACGGACAUGCUGGAGCUGGACUGUCACCUGACCAAAGAUGAGCAAGUGGUUGUGUCCCAUGAUGAGAACCUGAAGAGAUCGACAGGAGUUGAUGUCAACAUAUCCGACCUCAAAUACUCUGAACUUCCACCGUAUCUCUGCAAGUUGGAUGUCACGUUUCAGAAAGAAAGUCACUCUGAGGGUAAAGAUAACCGCAUCCCUCUCCUGAAGGAGGUGUUUGAGGCAUUUCCACAAACUCCUGUCAACAUCGACAUCAAAGUGAACAACAACGUGUUGAUCAGGAAGGUCUCAGAGCUGGUUAGUCAGUAUAAACGAGAGCAUUUGACAGUAUGGGGGAACGUCAGUUACGAGGUGGUGUCCAAGUGUCUGAAGGAGAAUGCUGACAUUCCCAUCAUCUUCUGUUUGCAACGUGUCCUUCUGCUUCUGGGCCUGUUCUACACUGGGCUGCUGCCAUUCAUUCCUUUCAAGGAAGAAUUCUUGGAAAUCCCCAUGCCUUCCAUCAUCCUCAAACUGAAAGAACCAGAAAAGAUGUCAAGAAGCCAGAAAUUUAUUAUCUGGCUGGCUGACACACUCCUAAUGAGGAAAGCACUUUUUGACCACCUCACUGCUCGGGGCAUUCAGGUAUAUAUUUGGGUACUGAAUGAAGAACAAGAAUACAAGAGAGCGUUUGAUCUGGGAGCAACCGGAGUCAUGACAGACUAUCCAACAAAGCUCAAGGAGUUUUUACACAACUACCCCGUGUAAAUACAGGAAAACAAGGAAGACUUUGCAGAACAGAUGGAGCCAAGACAUUUAAUCAAAAAAUACGUUGAGCAACGUACACAAAUCAUGUUGUUUGGAAGGUGAUCCUUGACCUUGUCAGGUCACUACCUAAUGUAAAGGCUGUCUAUUUAUUUUAGGACUUUAAUUACAUAGUUUACGUUUGUAAAUAGAUCAUGUAGCAAAGGUGCACUUCACUAAUAGUCAUGACUAAGAAGAAAGUUGCUGGAUAGGAUACCUGUAGAUAAUAAGUAUUGUUUGACCAGUCACAAGUGUUCCUAGGCAGAUGUCAAGGCACGUCGAUGACUCCAAUUAUAUUGUAGUGUGCAGAAACUGAAGGGUUUCUGAAAGUGUACCCUUUGUGUACGUUACGUAUUGCUCGUGUGGCUUUUACUUUUCAGAUAACUUGUAGGGUGAGAAAGAGAAGCAACGCACAGGAGAAAUAGAAAGCAGAACCUGUGGACGGCCAGGCAGUUCAGCCUGCAAAGUGUAGUAAAAGCAGUCACUUUUUACUUUCCUUCUGUUUUUUUGUCCCCAAACCAAAAUGAACCCACUUGGUCAGUGUAGGUUUACUCAAUUAUUCUUACCGAUAAGAAUGUUGAGCUCCACUUCCAGCUGUAUUUAGACUUCUUUUUGAUGUGAUGGUAAUACGGUGACUCAGUGGUCAAGGUCCAGACACAGCGUUUAUUCUUGCUGCUGAGUUUGCUUUGUUCUUCUGCAAGGAUCUUGGUUUGCCCCAGGUUCUGAGCUGCCCAUCAGGCUGCCAUGGCCUGGCAGUGAGCUUCCCAGAGAGGAAGGUUGCACUCGGUAUAGAUUACACUUCCUUUGAAAUGCUCUUUUCACAAAGGAAACCGAUGCUUUAGGAGCCUUUUGCACUUUCAUAGUUCUGACACCUCUUGGCUCGGAUAAUGGGAAGCUGUUUUUUAAAUGAGGGACCAAAGACUUUACAUUUGGUCAGGAGUUUUAGGAAUGGUGUAAAAGGUUUGUUGUAAAUGAAUUCACCCAAAGCAGACAUGUUUAUGUGCCUGUAAAAGAAGCAGGUAUCAGUCUAGGAUGUCUGUAAGUUUUAGUCUCUUUUUUCUCCACAUUCAAUAUUGAUGAAGUUCACUGGCAUGGACUCAGAAGUCAUCUUACCAGCAAAAGCCAGGAAUCCCCAAGUGUCAUGGAAUGGGGAAGGAUAGAAAUGUAUUUAUAGAAGCUGAGUGCUGUUCUGCCCCUCUGAACAGAUGCUGUCAGCCUGUGAUGCCUCUGCAUUUUGGUUUUUUCAUGUUAGGGUUUUUCAGAAAGAAUUUGACAGUUUUAGCUUAAUUAUUCACCAUGAUAUGCAUAGAGCCCAGUCAUCAGAUGGUACUGCUGGAACACAGCUGUCGUGUAGUGAUGAUGGUAUCUAAUUCCUUACGGGUCUAAAUGAUCUCAUUUAACAAUCAAUGCAGUAGCCAGAACAAGAGAGAGAUUCACUGCAAGAUAAACUCAUUGUUCUAAAAGUUUGUAAAGUAAUGAAUUUAUUCCCUUCCACUCUCAGACUUGGAAGGGCUCCUGUUUCACCUGUACCUGUAGUCAUGGAGCAUCUUUGCUAUUUCAUUAUGCCACCUGAAUGGAUAACAUUCGUUUGUGUUGUGCACAGUCACAUUUGUGCAAUGUCCAUUUAAGAAAAGGGAAGUUCCUUUCCAAGGAGUUCUUAUGGAUGAGGUAGAAGACAUAACUGCAUUUACAGUAUAAUUGAAUGUGUGACAGUGGUGGCAAGUGAGUUAAUGGUGUCUUUCUCAAUGUCUGCCUACUUAAGAUGGCUGUAGAUUCAAUUUCCUUUUGAUUUAAUCAGGCUUGUUGUAUAUUGAAUGGCUGAGAGGAAAAUGUAACUUCCUACCUGCUCAUAGGAAUAAGGAUUACAUGAUUUAUCAUGUGCUGUGCUUGUUUCCACUUCAGACUAGUUAUGCUGGUAACUGCUAAUAAUCAAUCUAAUCAUAUUUCUCCCUGUUUUCUAAUAUUCAUAGAAUACUUUCAGAAUAGGCUUCAUGUGGAUCUCAAUAGGCAAAUGAAAAACUUCUACCCUCCCUGUUUGAAUUUGGUUUACAUCAUUUCUUUCCCCUUAAGUUUUCCCCAUUGCUGCAUAAGCAAACUGUUUUGCUUUAUUCCCCAUUGACUGACAAAACACUGCUGUUGAAAUGGACUUUAUUUUCACACUAUAAGCUACCUGUUUUGCUGUAGAAGUGCUGUUGGGAACUUGUGCCUUCAAAGAUGCUCAACACAUACUUCAACUGCUGCUCUUCCUACAUCUGCUGUAGCUUUUGACUGUGCUGUUCAUACACAAGCUCUCUUAGUGACAGAUCUGCUACUUAAUACCUGAAGUUUAAAGAAGAUACAUAGGAAGGAGGGGCUCAGUGCUGAAAAAAAGACCUGCUGAAUUUGUUUGAUCACUUAUUUGGACCACAGUAAAGGAGCUGAAGUUCGAUCUCUUGAUACAGACAGAGUUGAUUGGAAGAAGCCAUGAAUCUGAGCACCAGUUCACAAUAGGCCCCAAUAACUGCGUGUAACAAAAUGACAUGGAACUGAGGGAUCUUUGUAGGAUCUUUGUUCUGAAUUGCUUUAUUUGAAUGUUCCAUAACGUGCUGUGGGAUUUCACAACCACUUGGACAGAAAACCACUCGUUGAGGUGUUGCUCAGCCGUCCAGAAGGAUGCUCAGUUCAUCUCUGCCUCCCAAGAGAGGUUUCUUAUUUUCCCUUUGGGUGAUUUUAACUCUAAGUAUUGUUUAAUACAUACCGUGUUCUCAAUCUUUUGCUAAAUACUUUAUGUAUGAAGGAUGAUGCUUGUAUUCCAUGCACUUUUAAUCUGCAGAAACAGUUUUGGACCUCACUAGCUGAAAACCUGUGAUUUUUAUUUCUUAUAAGGACAGAUUGAUGCUCUUGAAAUGUGGCACAUUCAGAUAUCUUUGCUCACUAAAGAUCUACAACUAAAUGCUACUUCCUUGUGA
Messenger RNA from Coturnix japonica (Japanese quail), 4028 nucleotides. RefSeq names its product glycerophosphodiester phosphodiesterase domain containing 1 (gene GDPD1). Gene Ontology annotation, molecular function: phosphatidylcholine lysophospholipase A1 activity; phosphoric diester hydrolase activity. The record is from RefSeq and is a predicted model, not a curated record. Gene Ontology annotation, biological process: glycerophospholipid catabolic process; N-acylethanolamine metabolic process. Gene Ontology annotation, cellular component: endoplasmic reticulum membrane. NCBI's taxonomy places the organism in Eukaryota, Metazoa, Chordata, Aves, Galliformes, Phasianidae.